GCAGGCUUCUCUGUGUUCUCCACAUGACCCUGUGCAUGGUGCUGAUAAUGGUGCCGCUGUAUUCCGCUGCUGUUCUUCAGGUUAUAGAGGGGUUAUAAUGAGCAGAAUAAGGGCAGAAAGCGUUCGGUGGGCGGGUAGGUGUCUCUAUCAGCUCGCGGCUGUGGAGAAAUCACGACCCGCGGCUUUAAUCUUCACUAAUAACGUUAGAAAAUUUGCCACAGUUUCAGAGCACAACUCUGAGUCUGGCAGAAGCAGAAGACCCAAAGCCGCGGAUAUCGCGAACAGACUGCGGAGGGAGAGGGAGAAGAAGCCGGAGAGGGAGAAGAAGCCGGAGGAGGCUCCAGUGUCUCCUGUCCAGAGGAGAGUCACAGAGCUCAGGCAGCUCUCUCAGCAGCUCCAGUCUGUCCACCCUAAUGUUUUCGCAAAAGCUCUUUCUAGAAGUGUUUUAUAUCAAGACCAGCACCUGAUCGCCAUUAAUAAACCAUAUGGAGUGCCUGUAUACAAUAGUGGAGACAUCAGGAACAGCAUUGCAGAGAGUCUGCCUGUCCUGUCUAAGAUCAUCAGCGGCAUGCAGGCGGGGUCUCAGCUGCAGCUGUGUUACAGUCUGGAGAAAGACACCACCGGGGUCCUCCUGCUGGCCAGGACGGAGGAGGCGUGCCAACGAGUACAGAGUCUAAUCAAGUCUCAGCAAAUGGAGAGCAGAUACAUGGUGAUCACUGUAGGUGUGCCUGUUCCUUCAGAAGGUGUGAUUGACAUCCCUAUCAUUGAGAAGGAAGUUACUGGGGCUCAGCAUCAUUUCAAGAUGGGUCUGAGUCCACUGUACAGAGUGAGUGAGGAGGGAGAUGGACUGACCAGAGUCAGACCUCAUCGGCAGGCCCACGGUGCCGUCACGCAGUACAGAGUGCUGGACAGCAGUUCAGGCUGCAGCUUAGUAGAGCUCCAACCAAUUACAGGAGUGAAACAUCAGCUGCGGGUGCACAUGGCGCUGGCUCUAGGCUGCCCUAUUCUGGGAGAUCAUAAAUACGCCAAUUGGAACAAGCUGGCUCCACAGAAGCUGCCGGAAGGCGUGCUGCGGAGUCUCAGCCUGGAGCAGAGCAAAACCCGAUACCUCCCUCUGCACCUCCACGUCCGACAGAUUAUCCUACCUGGGUUCAAGGGUCAGGGUGACAUCAUCGCGUCCUGCCCACUUCCCAAAUACUUCAUCACCACCCUGAAAAGACUGCAGAUCCCGUUGCCCGAGAAGCCGUAAGAGAUGAGCAGCACCUCUAACGGGACCUGGCCUGGGUCAUGAUGAGAACUCCUCUGUAAACUGGGUUCAACUCUGAACUGAAAAUGAGAACUGACUGUGUAUAUCAAGUUAAAGAGUGUAUUAUAUUAAUUGAGUAUUUAAAUAUUUACAGCACUGUGCAAAAAUUAGACCACCCUUCAUUUUCUUUAAAUUUUCCAAUAAAAUAUAAAAAGUACAA
This is a messenger RNA of Astyanax mexicanus (Mexican tetra), 1466 nucleotides long. RefSeq names its product RNA pseudouridine synthase D4 (gene rpusd4). Gene Ontology annotation, molecular function: RNA binding; pseudouridine synthase activity. The transcript is spliced from 7 exons. The coding region runs from base 98 to 1249 and encodes 383 amino acids. Lineage: Eukaryota; Metazoa; Chordata; Actinopteri; Characiformes; Acestrorhamphidae. The record is from RefSeq and is a predicted model, not a curated record. Gene Ontology annotation, biological process: pseudouridine synthesis.